Messenger RNA from Sycon ciliatum, 2128 nucleotides. RefSeq names its product CLK4-associating serine/arginine rich protein-like. Bases 236 to 1387 code for a protein of 383 amino acids. The record is from RefSeq and is a predicted model, not a curated record. The transcript has 16 exons. Lineage: Eukaryota; Metazoa; Porifera; Calcarea; Leucosolenida; Sycettidae.
AGCCGAGCUAGCCAGACUGAUCGGCAAGACAGAUGAGAAUAGUUCCGGAGCAGCAGGCUCUGCGCCUCCUGCUGAUGGUGGUGGUGGUGGUGGUGGUGAUGGUGGGGAUAGCAGUGACGAGGACGGUGUUCUUCGAGAUAGAGAUCCACCCAUCAACAUUGAUCCUGGUAAACCAACACAGAAUGCUGAAUUAAAUCGAAUUGGCCUCUCUUUCGGCUUGUCAAACUUCACCAGCAUGGUCACGUCAGAGGUGAUGGAAGCAAAGGUGGUUAAGGAAGCUGAAGAAAAGGGCAAUGCCCUGGCUGCAAUAUCGAGCCGUGCAUCUCGGCAAAACCGAUCAAAGAGGAUAGAGCUACGAAAAGAAAAAGACCAGCUAUUGAUGUCUCGACCAAGCUAUGCCCAACGUGCCAGUCCCACCUAUGAAGAGUUCCGGCCUGAUGGGUCGGAUAGCUCUGACUCCUCACACUCAGCAUCCCGGUCACCCUCACCAAGCAUUGAGAUUAUAUCUGGCUUCAGCACUGGCUCUGGUGCAGCACUCAAAUCCACAGCACUGCCGUCAUCAGCUGGUGCAGCUGGUGUCUCAUCCUCAUCGCGGCGGCACGGUGAAGCUAAAUCAUGGCAAUCCACAGCCUCAUCGUCAUCAGCACACCAGCACCGUCGCCAUUCUUCACCGGACAGCUCACGCCAUCACACCAGCAGCAGCAGGUCACAUCAUAGCAGAUCGCCAUCACGUCACACUGGUGGCAAUAGCACUAGUACUAGUAGUCGCUACAUAGACCACCACUCCUCUCGUAGCAGACACCAUGAUAGUCAUGAUCGCAGUGACCGGUCCCACCGCUCCAGGAGUCGCAGUUACGAGCGUCAUCGGCAUCAUCGUGAUAGUCGUUCACCAAGACGAGGCGGCAGUGGUACUUAUGAUGACCACCGCUCAUCUCAUUAUAGAAGUCGUAGUCGCAGUCGCAGCCGCAGCCCUGGUCGUGACUAUCGACGCCAUAGCCCGGACAGGAGCAGUGCAGCAACCAAAAGUCAGACUGAUACUGGUGCUUUGGCUGCAGCUAAGAAACUUAUCCAGAGCAAGGGCACUGAAAAGCUCAAGCUGACACCUCAGGAACGUCUCAAGUUGAAAAUGCAACUGCAGCUUGCUCGCACACAGAAAACCGACCGUGCCAAGGUGGCAUCAAAAGCUGAAAAGGAGGAGAGUGAGCGCCAGGAGCGGAUGGAUGAGCUGGUGGAGAGGUCCCGCAAGCACCGUGAAAAGGAGCGUCAGCGUCGGUAUGAUGACGACAGUAGGCGAAGUGGUGGCCGAUCGCCAUCGCCAUAUGAUUAUGAUUAUGACCAUGAGCAAUCAAGCCAUUACGGAAGCAGUACAUCCAGCCGAUACUACUGACGUACCUGCUUGGGCAGUUGUCGUUGCUGCAAUGGGUGUCUAUAUCGUGCUUCUCUCUUCGUCGGUUGCACUUUGACACUUGCACACUUUUGAUGUAUAAUGAACAUACUUCUACUCGGAUCUGCAAGCCCUAGUGAUUUUCGGCUUUUUUUUACUACUGUUCACAUACUUGGCUUCAGUUUCCAUGUUCCAUUGUCUUGUAAUCUCCCUUUGGAACCGACCCAGUACCUUGACGCAAUCAUGGCUAGCAAUGCAGUUACAUAACUAUGGCUUUCAUUGCACUGGUGUCAUGUGGCACCCUGGCACCAAACCUGGUUGGCCACGCCGAGUAAGUUGCACGCCAACGACUGUUGUUGAAUGUGAAAAUCCCACUUUUCUUUCUUUCACCAUCCUCCCUGCAGCCUGGUCAUGUCCCGUUGUAUAAAAAGAAAGAAAGAAAAAAGAUGUGUCUCUUUGUAAACGGUGUGGCAUCAUUCCGGUGUGCGCUGAGUGCUGGUUAUAUGCAAAGUGUCAUGCCUGUGUCAGGCACCAUGGGCUGAGUCAAAACCGGUAUUUGACAAUCCCUGCCCAUCACGAAUGCUGCGGUCAAUUCUCGCCCCAGUGUGCACGGGGUUGUCCUUAUAGUUACUGCUCGUUUUAGUAUCAAUCACGUCCUUUUUUAUUUUUUAUUUUUUAUUUUAUUGAAAAACCACAAACCUUCAGACAUGUGAAUGUGCACAUGAUAUACAGUGUACAUACGUA